AACGGCUCCAAACACUCUCAUGUAGAAUUGUUUUGGUAAACUCGCAGAGCCGUGUGUAUUCACUGUGGCAUCUCGUAUAUAUAUAAUUUAUAUAAAGCCUCUCUUUCCCGGUCACUUUCAGUCACAUUACAUCACAAUGCUUGUUUCAGACUCAAACGCUAACAAAGCUCAAAACUCAGAAGUGGGUGUUUGAUAUUUAAGCAUUUAAGGCCUUCUGAAGCCCCGUAGACACUCAGAAAUGGAGCUUCUGCUAAUGGGUUCCUGAAUAUUUUGUUAUCCUCUAAAUUGGGUGUUUGGCAAAUAUUUCUUCUUGGGUUGCUUUGGAAUUGUGCUUUGGGUGGGAGGAGUAGAAGAAAAUGAUGAGCUUCAAGGAGUUUUGGACCAAGAAGACGUUGAUAGGUCUUGGCUUGGGACAGUUUCUCUCACUUUUGAUCACUUCCACUGGCUUCACAUCUUCUGAACUCGCUAAAAGAGGAAUUAAUGCUCCAACUUCACAGUCUUUUCUAAACUAUGUACUCUUGGUGAUUGUCUAUGGAAGCAUUGCGCUUUACCGGAACAAACCACUCAAGGCAAAAUGGUAUUACUACAUACCUCUUGGAUUGGUAGAUGUGGAAGGCAAUUUUCUUGUGGUGAAGGCCUAUCAAUACACAUCUUUGACAAGUAUCAUGCUUCUAGAUUGUUGGUCAAUCCCGUCUGUCAUGGUUCUUACUUGGAUUUUCUUGAAAACUAAAUAUAGAUUCAGAAAGAUAGUUGGUGUAGUUGUUUGUAUCGCUGGCCUUAUUGUUGUUGUUUUUUCGGAUGUUCAUGCUGGUGACAGAGCAGGAGGGAGCAACCCCCGUAAAGGAGAUGCAUUUGUUGUUGCUGGUGCUACGCUAUAUGCUGUCAGUAAUGUCAGCGAGGAGUUUCUUGUGAAGAAUGCUGAUAGGGUUGAACUCAUGGCAAUGCUGGGUCUUUUUGGUGCCAUAAUUAGUGCUAUCCAAAUAAGCAUUCUUGAGCGCAAUGAGCUCAAAUCCAUUCAGUGGUCAGCUGGGGCAGCACUUCCUUUUGUUGGAUUUUCGGUGGCUAUGUUUCUCUUUUACUCAUUAGUCCCAAUUUUGCUUAAGAUUAAUGGAUCCACAAUGCUUAACUUGUCUUUAUUGACCUCAGAUAUGUGGUCUGUCUUGAUUCGCAUCUUUGCUUACAAUGAAAAGGUUGACUGGAUGUACUUUGUGGCCUUUGCUGCUGUUACUGUUGGGAUUGUUAUUUAUUCAGGGGGUCACAUAGAGGAGGAUCAACGGCAUGCUGAUGUUACUGAUGAAGAUGCUGAACGAAGCAAACGUUUUGACGAGGAAGCUGGUUCAGGAAGUCGCUACCGAGGAACUGUAGCCUGGAGCUCAAAAACAGGGGAGAGCAGCAAGCAUGAUAUUGCUGCCACUAGUGGUGCACAGAGGGAAGAUGUUGAGAACAAGCACAUGGGAAAAGAUGUACAAGAGAAGAAAUCAUGAUUAAGAAUCAGAAUCAGGGAUAGCUCUCAUCUCUUUCUUAUUUGUGGCGGGAGCAGGAGUGGACUAAGCAGUGCUGCUGCCAUCAAGGUAGAGUUUAUAGAUUCUAUAUUGACCUUGGUGGGAUUUUCAUUUGAACAAUUUGAAUAAUAAGCAAUCAGGGCGUUGAAAAUAAAAAUGUAAAUCAGGUGCUGGUUCUCAA
This is a messenger RNA of Alnus glutinosa, 1683 nucleotides long. RefSeq lists its product as uncharacterized. Gene Ontology annotation, cellular component: membrane. NCBI's taxonomy places the organism in Eukaryota, Viridiplantae, Streptophyta, Magnoliopsida, Fagales, Betulaceae. Gene Ontology annotation, molecular function: transmembrane transporter activity. The transcript has 11 exons. Gene Ontology annotation, biological process: transmembrane transport. The record is from RefSeq and is a predicted model, not a curated record. The coding region runs from base 357 to 1484 and encodes 375 amino acids.